Molecule: messenger RNA, 936 nt
Organism: Didymodactylos carnosus
Lineage: Eukaryota; Metazoa; Rotifera; Eurotatoria; Philodinida; Philodinidae
Source: the annotation of a GenBank genome assembly
AUGAUGCUAAUAUAUAUCGCUGAUAUAUCUUCUUCUAUUGUCGUCUACAAUAAUAAUACAAUAUCAUUAUAUAACGCCGAAAAGAUGGCUAGUACUAUUGUUGAGCAAUUCUUCGAUGAGAUAAAGACGUAUGAUGACGGUACAAAAUCUGCAAAAUGUUUAAUAGGUCGCACUAUCGUGAAACAAUCCACAACCUCAACCUAUAACUAUGGACGUCAUGUUCAACGCAAACAUACGAAAGAAAUGGAUAAAUGUAAGAUUGCAUUAGAAACCAAAAAGUCGGACACUAGCAAGAAGCAGCCAAUGAUUCGACGAUCAUUUGGCCAGCCAGUUAAUCAAAAAUAUGGCCCUCACAAUCUCCGCCAAUUAGAACUCACUCAAAUGAUUGUACAAGAUUUAAUAAUCGACUUGGGAUUGCCACUUUCUAUUGUCGAUCAUCCAUCAUUUUUACGCGCGAUGAACACCAUUGAUCCAAGAUUUUCUGUUUUGUCUCGACGUGUACUUUGUCGUGAAACAUUACCAUCGGCUCUUGAACAAGUCAUGGUGAAAGUGAAACAAGCCUGUAGUCUACAUACAGGUGACAAUUUACGUCGUCAACUCGAAGACGCUGCUGCAACUUUCAAUAUCGAAGAAAAGGUGGUUCGGAUAGUCACGGACAAUGCGUCAAACAACCUGAAGGCAUUCGAACAGCUUGUAAUACCGGGUUUUGAGGUUUAUUUCGAGGCGGAAGACGAUGAAGAUGAACAUGAUGAUGAAACGGAUGCAGCCGAUUGUGAAAGAAAUGAUGAACAAAACCACGUGAAUGAUGAAGAAGAACGUCUCUGUAUGCCGUGCUUCUGCUACACUCUUCAACUUACAGUUGGUGGUGGUUUAAAAGAAUGUGACAAUGCAAAACCGGCUCUUGCUAAAGUUGCAGCGAUCGCAAAACUCAGGUGA